Molecule: messenger RNA, 1620 nt
Organism: Populus euphratica (Euphrates poplar)
Lineage: Eukaryota; Viridiplantae; Streptophyta; Magnoliopsida; Malpighiales; Salicaceae
Product: random slug protein 5-like
Exons: 6
Coding region: 323-1207 (294 amino acids)
Molecular function (GO): phosphatidylinositol transfer activity
Source: RefSeq, a predicted model, not a curated record
UAUAUAAUCUUCAUAGCACAAAUCAUCUCAGUAACCCUUUUUGAUAUUUGGAUCUGAAUCCAAAGAUCUCAAAUAACUUCACAUCUGAGAAAAUUACUCGUUAAUAGGACCUUGAAAUAUAUAUGUAUAUAUUAAGAGAAGUGUUUGUACAAAGACUUUGAAACGCCAUGCCAGGUCAAGUCUUUUGCUCUUGCUUCAUCGUUAUAAAUGCAGGAAACCGCCUCAUUUAAACAAACUCCCAGCUACCAUUUCAUUUUUGAAACACAAGAGGUCUUCAUAGAGCUUCAGUGGAGAGUUCUUCCCUUCUGCUUCAUUAGCCAACAUGUAUCUUAUAAGAAGGCAGCCACAUACUCAGCAGGAGAAUGGCCCUUCAGAACGAGAUGCAAAGGUUUGUGAGCUCAGGGAUGCUCUUGGACCUCUAUCUGGUCGUAGUUUACAGUUCUGCACUGAUUCAUGCUUGAGAAGGUAUUUGGAAGCUCGGAACUGGAAUGUUGACAAGGCAAAGAAAAUGCUGGAAGAGACGAUUAAGUGGAGAGCAACUUUCAAGCCUGAAGAAAUCCGCUGGCAUGAAGUAGCACAUGAAGGCGUGACAGGGAAAAUCUCCAGAGCAAAUUUUCAUGAUCGAUCCGGGAGGACUGUGCUUAUAAUGAGGCCAGGGAUGCAGACCACAAAAUGUACUGAAGACAAUGUCCGCUACAUGGUCUAUCUUUUAGAAAAUGGAAUCCUUAACCUUGCUGAUGGUCAAGAACAAAUGUCAUGGUUGAUAGACUUCACUGGAUGGUCCUUGAGCACCAAUAUUCCCAUCAAAACUACCCGUGAUUGCAUCAAUGUUUUGCAAAACCAUUAUCCCCAAAGGCUGGCCAUUGCAUUUCUUUAUAAUCCUCCAAGAAUUUUCGAGGCGUUCUGGAAGGCUGUCAGGUACUUCUUGGAUCCAAUAACAUUCAAGAAGGUGAAGUUUGCUUACCCAAACAAGAAAGAAAGUUCGGAGCUCAUGCAGUCUUACUUUGAUAUUGAAAAUCUUCCAAGUGAAUUUGGGGGAAAAGCCUCACUCGAGUAUGACCAUGAGGAGUUCUCACGGUUGAUGGUCGAGGAUGACGAAAGAACUGCCAAGUUCUGGGGAUCUGAUGAAAAGUCGAGACACCUUGCUGAUGACCAUUUACCUCAGAUGGCACCAGUGCCAGCGCCUCUUGCAAUAACAGCUAGCUAAUCUGGGCUGCCUGAUGCUCGAAUCUGGUAUGCUAGCAACUGAAGAUAAGAAAAGUGUUGCUUGGACUCAUGUUUAGUGCUAAAUAUCAUCUGCUGUAUGAAAAGAAACUAUCGUUAAAUAGUUUCCAUUCUAUUAACUUCAAUCUUUUUUUCUGAGCAAUUAAUUACUUCUAUCCCUUUUCUUUUGGAAAAUAAUUAUUUCUUCCUCGCAAUACAUGACCUUAUACCUGCUACAAAGCUUGCAUCUGCGCAACAUGCUGAGGAAUAGAAAAGCGAAAGUGGUGAAAGCUGACCAGCAAUAAUCCAGUGGUAAGAAAAUAACCAGGUGGGGGAGGAUAUUUCUCUUUUGAAUCCUACAUUUGUAUCUCUCAAUUCACAUGUAAGUAUGUGAUUGACUAGAAAUUUCAAGUUCAU